CUAACGUGGAGUGACAUUCGGCCCGAUGAACGUGUGUCUGUCAGUGUUCCUAUGCGAAUAUGUAUGAGGGGAGUGACAACUAUACAACAACAUGGCUCCCCUCCUCUUCGCCUCAUUUCAGUCAGUCCCACCCCCAGGAACUAGCAGAUUUUGCUAGUGCAAGUCAAUUCGAGUGUGUAACACUUCAGCAUGUAGCCCAUGAGUGUAGCUGUGCUGAGUCUGGACUCUCCUCAGUGAGCUAGUGCUGCACUCCAUGACACUGACAUGUGAGAACCAGGAAGGAAGCUGAGUACAGGAAACGAGGGAUCAUGGCUGAGGAGGGAUCCUGCUGCAGCUAUCUGUCCUCUCACAAUAAACCUUUUUUCUAACCAGCCUGGCUUCAUGUCAUCCUUUAACUAAAAUAAACUGGCACAGAACUAGUUAAUGAUUGACGGUAUCGUGGCUGCCCCACAGUGCAGGACAGCGGAACAGACAGAAGAAUCUGCGCACAGUGACCAUCAGGAUCCAAUGGACUCUGCUGCGUAUUACCUGGGGUUUGACUUCAGCACUCAGCAGUUAAAGGUUAUCGCUGUCAAUGAACAACUGCUGGUUGUCUAUGAGGACAAUGUUCACUUUGAUAAAGAUCUUCCUGAAUUUGGAACACAGGGUGGUGUUCAUGUCCAUGGUGACAAGUUGACAGUAACAUCUCCAGUCUUAAUGUGGCUUAAGGCUCUGGAUUGUAUCCUGGAUAGAAUGAAGUCUUCCGGAUUCAACUUUUCUAAAGUCAGAGCCUUGUCAGGAACAGGUCAGCAACAUGGUAGUGUAUAUUGGAAAACUGGUUCCAGAGAGAUACUAAAUCAUAUGGUGGCCGAGCUCCCUCUGCACAUUGCAUUGCAGACUUGUUUCUCGAUCAGUGACAGCCCUAUCUGGAUGGACUCCAGUACAAGUGCUGAGUGCCACCAUCUUGAACAAUGUAUAGGAGGGGCACAAGUACUGGCUGAUGUUACUGGAUCUCGAGCUUAUGAGCGCUUUACGGGAAAUCAAAUUGCAAAGAUUUAUAAACAGAAACCACAAGAAUAUUGGCAGUGUGAGAGAAUUUCCUUGGUCAGCAGUUUUGCAGCUUCACUCUUUAUUGGAGAUUAUGCACCUAUAGAUUACAGUGAUGGAUCUGGAAUGAAUUUACUAGACAUUCAUGAAAAGACUUGGAAUGAGAUGUGUCUUAAUGCCUGUGCUCCUGACCUCAAAGACAGAUUGGGCUGUGUCGUCCCUUCAUCUUCAGUACUGGAGAAUGUGUCUUCAUACUUUGUCCAACGGUAUGGAUUUAACCCUCAUUGUAGUGUUGUUGCAUUCACUGGUGAUAAUCCAGCAUCUCUGGCUGGAAUGAGACUAGAGGAAGGGGACAUUGCUGUCAGCCUUGGCACAAGUGACACUCUAUUCCUCUGGAUAAAAGAGCCAACCCCUGCUUUAGAGGGACACAUAUUCAUCAAUCCGGUGCAGUCUGAAGACUAUAUGGCUUUACUAUGUUUUAAAAACGGCUCCCUGAUGAGAGAGAAAAUCCAAGACGACUGCUCAUCCGCCUCCUGGGAAGAGUUUUCUAACAUUUUGAGAUCGACUUCACCUGGAAACAAUGGCCAUAUAGGCUUUUACUUUGAUGUAAUGGAGAUCACUCCACAAGCUGUUGGAAUUCACAGGUUCAAUGCUGAAAAUCAAAAGGUGUCACAAUUUCCGAAAGAUGUCGAAAUCCGAGCACUGGUUGAGGGGCAGUUUAUGGCUAAGAGGAUCUAUGCAGAAAGACUUGGUUAUAAAAUAUUGCCGCAAACAAAGAUAUUAGCAACAGGAGGAGCCUCAUGCAAUCAAGAUAUUUUACAGGUCUUGUCAGAUAUUUUCAAUGCUCCGGUGCACACAAUUGCCACAGCUAACUCUGCCUGUCUGGGAUGUGCGUAUCGAGCCGCUCAUGGACUUGCGUCGCAGUCUUCAUCCUCAUCUUUUGUGGACGUUCUGAAAACGCCUCAACAUAAGCUAGUAGUUACUCCAAGACCUGAAGCAGACAAGGUUUACCAGCCUCUUCUGAAGCGCUAUGCUGAAUGUGAACGUGCAGUGAUUCAAGCAUCCACGGUCAUGUGAAAAGUCAUGACAAUUACGGUAUCAAUUCAAAAUGGAAACAGCACAGAAAGAAUAAAGUUUAUUGAAAGUUCAGUGAAUGGAAUUUUAAUGGAUAGGAAUUAUUGGUAGAUUUAGUUUUAGUUUUUAUUGGUACAACUUUUCAAUGAUCAUUUCCUUUUCUUUUUCUUGGGAGGCAAAGUAACAAAAUGCCGCAAUCAUGGCAAUUAUUAUUUUAUUUUUACAGUGUUCAACUAGCGGGAUAAAUAAUACAAUAUGUGUAUUGUUUUGAUUUUUUUUUAUUAUACUUUAUUUUAUGUACAUUUUAUUUUUACUUUUAUUAUUAUUAUUUUAUUUUGUAUUAGUCCCACAUGGGGACUGACAGUGAUCACCAGGCACUCUUCACAUGAUUUCACUGCGACAUGUGAAAGAUGAAACUACCCGGAGCGGAGGUUCUUCCUGCUCCUCCUGCUCUAUAACAUGAUGCCUGCAGAUUGAACUGCAUUUUCAAUGUGACAGGUUCCCUUUAAAAUAAAAUAUACAGUAUGCACAUGCAGAAUCGGUUCCAUGCAUCUGAAAGGGUAUGUUCAGAAGCAAGCACAUGGAUUUCUGCAUGCUUAACUGAGAAACAUUAGACAGUUGAGGAUUUUUUACAAAUAUUGUGCAGCAGGCGCAGCUUUGUUCACCAUUUAUCAAUGCAGUGUUAUGUGUGACUUGAAGCUAAUGUGGAGCCCAAUUAUCAGUCAGUCGGGCCUGGCUGCCUGUGCCUGGUCCUGGCUGGAGUGGCCUUUGCACAAAACUGUGUGACAAUUGUAAAAGUCGCACCUUAUAUAUCUGUGCGUAAAUUGUGCACCAAGGUAACCCUACCCAGACAACACUCAUUGGAUUUGCAGGACCUUGAUAAAUUACCCCCUAAGUCUCUAAAAAUGGUAUAAAACCUAUGUAUCAAAACAACUACCCCCCUUAAUUUAUCUCUUGGUAUUAGGAGAGCUCAUAGAGCAGAAGGGGACUGGUCAUUUUGUCAGGGCCCGUGGGAGUCUACAUCUCUUUGCUAGGUUAGGGUAUUCUCUAGAAUAGGAUCCACCAGCACCACACUGCUUCUAUAGAAAUAUAAUAAUGCUCCUCAUUGUAGCGACUGUGGCCCCCCCCCCACUGCAAUUACCAUGCUUUAAAAAUGCCAAAAGUUGCAAAGUUACACCCAUAUAAGUUUAACAUCCAAUAGGCCUAUUGAACUUAAAGGGGGUACUCCGGCCCUAAGACAUCUUAUCCCCUAUCCAGUAGAUAGGGGAUAAGAUGUCUGAUCCUGGGGGUCCCGCAGCUGGGGACCAUGCAAUCUCUCAUGCAGCACCCACCUGUCUCAGCUGCACGCAGCGCUGGAGGCUCAGUGUCUGAAGCCUUACAACCACGGGACCGGAGUCUUGUGACAUCACAACUCUGCCCCUUGUGAAAUCACUCCUCACCCCCUCAAUGACGUCACAAGGGGCGGAGUUGUGAUGUCACAAAACUCCGGUCCAGUGAUCGUGAGGCUUCAGACACAGAGACUUCUGAAAAACUUUGUUGGCAGAAAAUAUGACUUCACAUGCUGAAUCUGGCAGGAGCAACUGGUGGGACUGUGAAGAAAGACAGGAGAAAAUAGCUAGGAAAAUAAGUGAAGGACAAUGUAAGGUAGUGAAUGUACAUCAGCUUUUAUUAUAUCUUGCUAUUCUCUCAAUAAUCUACCUAUGUACACGUUUAUAGAAUAGAUUUUCAAAGCCCUAUUGGAUGUUAAAUGUAUACGGGUGUAAUUUUACACCUGGUAGUUGCAGUCAUAUGUGUAACAUCACUUAGUAUUGGCUAUAUGUUUUGUGCAGGAGUGUGGUUUAAUGUGCAUAUUUUGUAAGCGCAGAGGAUUAGUAAAGAAUUAUUUAUGAAAAAUUUAUGCAAGGGCUCUUCAAAUGUAAUAUGCUAACCUAAACCAAAUGAUCACGGCUUUAGUGGUUAGUAAAGGGCCCAGAAAGUGUACGGACAUUGGUGAAAAGGAGGCUUUAUCAUGAACUGAUUCAUUUCCAAGCAGUAUUAGAGCAGUGAUGACAAAUGAGACAUACAAUUCUGCAGAGCAGGGAGUCCCGGCAUGUGGACUCUCACAGAUGUGAUCUUCUGAUCAGUCUCUGUGACAUCUCAUAGGUUUUCUAUUGUAUAAUUGAAGAACACAUUCGUGUUUGUUAUGUGUCGUUUUUAUUACAUGAUUUUUAAGAAUUCUGGUAAUAAAUGUUUUUUAU
This is a messenger RNA of Hyla sarda, 4337 nucleotides long. It is a transcript of the gene XYLB, whose product is annotated as xylulokinase. The transcript has 19 exons. Bases 424 to 2103 code for a protein of 559 amino acids. Gene Ontology annotation, cellular component: cytosol. Gene Ontology annotation, molecular function: D-xylulokinase activity. NCBI's taxonomy places the organism in Eukaryota, Metazoa, Chordata, Amphibia, Anura, Hylidae. Gene Ontology annotation, biological process: xylulose metabolic process; D-xylose metabolic process. The record is from RefSeq and is a predicted model, not a curated record.